AUGGUUGUCACAGUUGGCGCAAGAUUAUCCCUUAAACAAUUACACUGGUAUUCUACCACAAAUCAACAAACAAAUUUGGCACCAUUUAUUUCGAAGAAAUUCUCUAGGAUAGAGAAAUGGGCAGAAAGUAUUGGCGAAUUG
Molecule: messenger RNA, 141 nt
Organism: Diversispora eburnea
Lineage: Eukaryota; Fungi; Glomeromycota; Glomeromycetes; Diversisporales; Diversisporaceae
Source: the annotation of a GenBank genome assembly